Molecule: messenger RNA, 2453 nt
Organism: Ectocarpus siliculosus
Lineage: Eukaryota; Phaeophyceae; Ectocarpales; Ectocarpaceae
Source: the annotation of a GenBank genome assembly
GCCAACGGGCGACCGAGGACAUCUCUCGCGAUGGGGAGAAAGAGAGCAUCGAUGGCGCCGGGCGAUGACCCUGAUGCGGAGAGAUCCAGCAAGAAGUCAAAGAAGAGGCGAAGAGAAGAGGGCCUCGCGGAGGGAGGUGUUGUCGGCGCUGGUGCUGGUGGUGGGAAGCGAGCGCCGAGCAGCAGAGAGGUGGUGCUGCGCCGUGCUGCGGAGGGCUCCGCGGGCCCGAUACUGGUGUCGUUCGCCAACCAGACUGUCCCUGGAGACAUGAGCGCGGUUGAGUUCCGGAUGCACGAGGCAGACGAUGAGGAGAGGGAAGGGCAGAAGAUUGUCAUGGGCGAUGGUGGCAGGAUGGACUACUGGGGGCUCAACUUCGGACCGGGGGCGGAGUCUAACGACUUGUGCAGGUUCCUGGUGGGCGUGGAAGACGGAGCCACCGGAGAACUCAUCCUCCACGAAGCGGGGCACGCCUACUCCCUCCGCCAGAGCGUGGGGGACAAGGACGAUAACAUCGAGGACUUCGCCAUGGAGGGGCUGGAGUACAAGCAGAGGAAGGACGCCCUGGUGAACCAGUUCGGCAGCAAGAAGAAGAAGGCCGCCAUCAGAUCUCGAGACGCUAAUGUGAUCCAGGCGGGUUCGGUGGUCGGGGGCUCCGCCAUGUCGCGCGUUCUGGGUCGGGCGUUGAAGGAGGAGGAAGGCGGCGGGGCUGGCGGAGUUGACGGCGAUCCCACCGCUACGGACGGCGCCUUAGCUGCGGUGGAAGAAGCACGCCGUCGUUUCCUCCCCAAGAUGCGGACGGAGGCGUCCACGCCGGAGGGGGUGUACUCGGCCGGCGAUAUCGCUGGCGUCCAGGAGCUGGAGUCCAUGGAGAGGGAGAUCGACAGGGCGGCUGAGCAAAUUGAGGGGGGUAUGCACCAGUGGGCAAAGGAUUUCGCGGAGCGCCCUCGCGAGAGCUGCCCUCAUUUCGUCGGCAAGCGGCUGACGCUUCUCCUAGACCUCGGGGAGAGGAAUCAGAAGAGGAGGAUGCUCGAGCUGCUAUACCUGCGGCACAUGUGCGUGUUUCACCACGCUAGCGCCCUUCUCAAGGGCACCCCGGCGCAGCUGUCCGCCAAGCUGGACAUCCCCGAGAUCGUGCUGAGGCGUCUCCUCGAGAAGUUCAGCGUCUGCGAGAAGAAGGGUGCGGGCGGGACGGCCAAUUACGUCCGCACCAAGACCCUCAAGAACCAGCUCGUGGUGCACGCCCUGUGCCUCGCCCUCGUGCUGGAGGGGUGCCGCUUGGAGAUUGGUGUCCUGGCUGAGGACUUCAGGCUGUCUACCGCGGAGGCUAGGAGCAUGCUCCGCGAGCUGGGCUGCACUGCGACCAACACUAGCGCGCACCUCAAGCUUCCGCUCACGUUCCCUCGGUCCCGCAAGGCCCGAGCGAGCACCAAGUAGACCGGCUCCGCGACGGCGUUCAACCGGCACUUUUCUGCUGCAAGCCCGAUACGCUGCGGUGCCGAGCGAUGCGGCGACAUACGAAAACGGCUUUUCUGCCGCAAGCCCGGUGCACUGCAGUGAUAGGUAGACGCGUCCGACGACACGCGAAAGAAACGAUCUUUUCUGCAGCAAGCCUGGCGCCCGGGGGCACGUGGACUAUUCGGCGGCACGCAAAACGCUUUUUCUGCCGCAAGCCCGAUGCACUUGCGGCGGUGACAAGACUCGACAACGACAAAGGGAACGGUCGUUUUGCCGUACACGCAACGACACACAACAGGCGUUUGCCGCCGCAAGCUCGAUACAAGACGAAAGUCGUGUAGCGGUUAGACCAGGACGUACUGUCGCGUUUUUCAUGCUUUAACGGUUAGACCAAGCGUCCUCGAAAGGCGGUGCUGCCGGCGACAACGCAAACCGGACGUCCGGCUGACGGUGCUCUCGUGUGAAGUGAUCAUGUACGAUACAAAACGAAAGUCAAGCGGCGGCAGUGCUGUAGGGUUUCCGGGUCGUUUUGUGUCCACCAGUGUAGCAGCAACACGAGUUGGCGGCGUAUCAUCUUAGUUUCUAUGAUGGUGGUUGCCGUGUUAUGAUUCUUGUAUUAUUGUGGUGCGUGUGUUUCGGUUCGUGACUCUCUCGCCCAACGCCUUGAUGAUGAGCGGUAUGCAUGCGAGGUACAUACGAGACGGCUUGACAGGCGGAGGUGACGGAGACGUCCUGAUUUAUAGGGCAACAAAUGAAACUUUGAUUUUUCUACAUAUAAACCAGUGGUGCGGUUCCCUUUCUGUCUACGCAGUGUUUGCACAGCGUCAAUACAAGUUUGACGUGCCGACAUCAUCACGGCGUGUCGGGGUUUUCUUGGAAAGUUCGUUGUGUGGCGGUUCCAUUUGUGAUCUUUCCUCUCAGAAAAGAUCAGAUUUGCUUUAGGCUGUUCCGACUUGUGGACUGUUUCUUUGUUCUUGCAACAAUGCGUGGUUUUCUCU